Molecule: messenger RNA, 801 nt
Organism: Phaeoacremonium minimum UCRPA7
Lineage: Eukaryota; Fungi; Ascomycota; Sordariomycetes; Togniniales; Togniniaceae
Product: putative proteasome subunit alpha type-1 protein
Exons: 3
Coding region: 1-801 (266 amino acids)
Biological process (GO): ubiquitin-dependent protein catabolic process
Cellular component (GO): proteasome core complex, alpha-subunit complex; proteasome core complex; nucleus
Source: RefSeq, a predicted model, not a curated record
AUGUUCAGAAACAAUUACGACAAUGACUCCGUCACAUUCUCUCCUCAAGGGCGAAUAUUCCAGGUCGAAUAUGCGGCGGAGGCAGUGAAGCAGGGUUCCGUGGUCGUGGGAAUUGCCAGCAAGACACAUGCUGUACUAGUAGCUAUCAAGCGAAAUGCCGAAGAACUCUCCUCCUAUCAAAAGAAGCUAUUUUCCAUCGACGAGCAUGUCGGCAUCGCCAUCGCCGGCCUGACAUCAGACGCGCGCGUGCUGUCCAACUUCAUGAAGCAGCAAUGCCUAGGACACCGUCUCACGUACGGUCGAGAUAUGCCCCUACGCAGCCUGGUCGAGAUGAUCGGUGAGAAGGCGCAGAUUAACACGCAACACUACGGCAAGCGUCCAUACGGCGUGGGACUGCUGGUGGCCGGCGUGGACGAGAAGGGCCCGCAUCUGUUCGAAUUCCAGCCCAGUGGCAUGACCGAGGAGAUGGUCGCGUUCGCCAUCGGCGCGCGGUCCCAGAUGGCGAGGACGUACCUGGAGAAGAACAUUGACAGUUUCGAGUCGUGUGAUCGCGAGGAGCUCGUCCGGCAUGGCCUCAAAGCACUGAAGGAGAGUUUGGUGCAGGACCGGGAGCUGACAGUCGAGAACACGAGUGUCGGUAUUGUGGGUGUCACAGUGUCGAAGGAAGGCAAGAAGAAUGUUGAGUCCUUCAAGGUCUUCGACGGCCAGGAAGUGCGAGCCUGGAUCGACAGCGUCGCAGAUGAUGGCCAGGGAGGCGGAGAUGAGGAGGCGACUGGCGAGGGAAUGGAGGUGGACAGCUAG